Molecule: messenger RNA, 613 nt
Organism: Durusdinium trenchii
Lineage: Eukaryota; Dinophyceae; Suessiales; Symbiodiniaceae
Source: the annotation of a GenBank genome assembly
GCUGAAUUUUGGUGUGCAUGGACUCUGCUCUAGCUCAAAUAUCGCGGUUGGCUUCGUGGGGUGCAGCAGCUAUGCCAGGCUGCGAUGAUGUGGUGCCAAGACCUCCGGAGCAUGUCAAAUGCAAAAAUUUUGGAUGUAACAAGAAAUUUGAUCCCAGAUAUCCAGAUCAAACAAAGUGCAUUCAUCACAGACUCCCACCAGUCUUCCACGAGACAGCCAAGUACUGGGCAUGUUGCCCUGACAAGAAGGCAUAUGACUGGGACGAGUUUAUGAAGAUUCCGGGAUGUCAACAAGGUCACUGCAGCAACGUCUCCAAGGACAAGAAGUUCUUAGGUGGGGCGGACCUGCGUGCAGAGAACGCUCCCAAGCGCCUUGACGAUGAUGUUCCCGUGGAUCCACGAAAGAAGCUCGAUAAACUUCGGGAAGGUCUCGUCAGUAUCGGAGUUGGUCCUGAUGAUUUCGACCGUGCCUGGGGCCGCCUUGGCGCCAAGCUCGGGGACCUAAAUCUGGUCGUUCAGCAGAUGAACCAACUCUUCACAGAAGUGCUGCAAAAUGCGGACUCGGACGAGGUGAAUAUGCCCGACUAAACUAACGCCCGACUAAACUGACGCUG